AUGACCGACGUGGCAAAAUUGCUAAGUAAGUUAUCCAACCCCGUCCCCCCGUAUGUCUUGGGGUGCUUACCGGCGAUUGCAACAAUAGGGGCAGCACCUAAGGAUGCUUUUAUCGAUAAGCUCCUAUGGGUGGUACAAUGUCUUGCUUGUCCCUUCUUAGGCCUGUUUUACACCUGCAAUGUGAGGAGCAACGAAACAGCAAUCUACUGGCUCCCAAGUAGGUGUUUUAUCGGGGUAGAUGGAAGUGAAAUCCAUCACAGACCUUUCGGACAUCGCGCCAUGAUGGUAAUUAAGCCUGGGGCGUACUCGGAAAAACCCGGUGCAAAUUCAUCCCUACUCACUGACAUAUCCAAUACAAAUGCAUCGGCGCUAAGAAAAGUGGAAGAGUGCAUAGCAAAUGCAUCGGUGCUGGAAAGAUUAUCUUCACUGGCGUCAGCAUAUUACAUAAUGCUCGGCGCGAUUAUUGCAAUAUCCAAGGUGGUAAGACCACAUACCUGUGACGAUUGGCCAUAUUUACCAUUAGCAUUAGCUUGGACAUUGCCAGCUAUCUACAGACGAACAGUUCAUGGGAGACUAAUAGUCAGGGAUCCUAAGAAAAGCUUAGGAGACGAUAAAAUAAUCGUGAAGAAAUUCGAUGACGACGACGAUAAAGAACACAUGCACAUCCGUGUUGUACUAACCGCCUUAGCGUCAAUAGCUGUUCCUUGGAUAUCGGUGCUCUUGGCCUACUUUACACCUCCAAAAGGAUUUUUUUGUCGGAGCAGAUAUCUCACAACCUUUUGCACCAUAUGGUCAUUCAAUAGUAUUGUGGCAUACAUACACCACUGGGUGGAGGAACGAAAUAAGAUUUUUGAUCGUAUAGUUCGCAUUUGGUUUUCCAUUUCUGGUAUCGGGGUAGCAAUUCUUUUGCUUGUACUAGCUGUGCUAAGCAACGACGCAUCAUGGUGGAAAACAAUACCAUCGUUUCGAGAUCAUCGUAUUAUCUAA
This is a messenger RNA of Ambispora gerdemannii, 987 nucleotides long. The record is from the annotation of a GenBank genome assembly. Lineage: Eukaryota; Fungi; Glomeromycota; Glomeromycetes; Archaeosporales; Ambisporaceae.